AUGUGUGGUAUUUUCGCGUAUUUAAAUUAUAUGGUUCCUCGCUCACGAGGCUACAUAAUCGACGCUCUAAUUAAAGCCUUAAAACGUUUAGAAUAUCGAGGCUACGACUCUGCAGGAAUUGCAUAUGAUGGAGAUGAUAACACAUGCAUCAUAAGAAAUAAGGGCAAAGUUGGUGCACUCGAGAAAGCUGUAAAAGCCCAUAAUAUUGAUUACGACAAAGAAUUUGAUAAGCAUGUUGGUAUUGCACACACACGUUGGGCUACACAUGGCAUUCCAAGCGAAGUUAAUAGCCAUCCACAACGUUCUGGAGAGAAUAAUGAAUUUUCUGUUGUUCACAAUGGUAUUUGCACUAACUACAAAGACAUAAAGCAAUUCUUGCUUAAUAAAGGAUAUACGUUCGAAUCAGAAACCGACACAGAAGUCAUAGUAAAGAUGGUUCGAUACUUUUAUGAAACCAUGAAGAAAGAUGACGGAUCCGAUGUUGACUUUCGAGUAAUAAUAGAAAAGGUGGUCCAUCAAUUGGAAGGCGCCUUUGCUCUCGUUUUUAAAAGUUCACAUUAUCCUGAUGAAAUUGUUGCUGCUAGGCGAGGAAGUCCGUUGCUGAUAGGUGUUAAAUCUAGUAGUAAAAUCACUACUGAUCAAAUACCGAUCUUGUACGAUAACCAAAUGACAGUUAAUCUUAGCUCAAGCACUACCUUUCGGAGAAACGAAAGCACUAUGAAUUUAUUUGCUGAAGUCGAUGCAGAAGUGGAAUACUAUUUCGCUUCCGAUGCAAGUGCUGUCAUUGAAUAUACGAACCGUGUAAUAUUCCUUGAAGACGAUGACGUUGCCGCUGUUUCUAAUGGAGCAUUAUCGAUUCACCGAAUUCAUCGAAGUGGUAGCGAUCCAAGCCAUCGUGACGUAGCUACCCUUAAGAUGGAACUACAACAAAUCAUGAAAGGUAAUUUUAAGGCAUUCAUGCAAAAAGAGAUAUUUGAACAACCAGAAAGUGUCGUAAAUACAAUGCGUGGUCGUAUAGACUUUGACAAUAAUACAGUCGUAUUGGGUGGCAUAAAAUCACACAUUCACGAUAUCAAGCGUUGCCGACGUCUAAUAUUCAUCGCUUGCGGAACUAGCUACCAUAGCACUGUAGCGACGCGACAAUUAUUAGAGGAACUAACCGAAUUGCCGGUAAUGGUGGAAUUGGCUAGUGAUUUUCUUGAUCGCAGGACACCGAUAUUUAGAGACGAUGUUUGUUUCUUCGUUAGUCAAUCAGGUGAAACUGCUGAUACUCUCAUGGCCUUGAAAUACUGCAAAGAAAGAGGUGCAUUAAAUGUCGGCAUUACUAAUACAGUUGGUAGUUCUAUUUCUCGGGAUACUCAUUGUGGUGUACAUAUUAAUGCUGGUCCAGAGAUUGGCGUUGCAAGUACAAAGGCCUAUACUAGCCAGUUUGUGGCUAUUGUAUUAUUUGCUUUAAUGAUGUCGGAAGAUCGUAUAUCUAUGCAAAGUAGACGUCAGGAAAUCAUCAAAGGUUUACAAGAAUUGCCUGCUAAGAUUAAAGAAAUUCUGGAUAUGGAUAGUGAGAUCGAACAACUUGCUAAAGAGUUGUAUCAACAAAAGAGCCUUUUGCUUAUGGGACGCGGAUACAAUUAUGCAACUUGUUUAGAAGGAGCUCUGAAAGUGAAAGAAAUCACUUACAUGCAUUCGGAGGGUAUAUUAGCCGGAGAACUGAAACAUGGUCCUCUUGCACUAGUUGAUAAGGCUAUGCCAGUCAUUAUGAUUGUUAUGCGAGAUAAAGUCUAUUCUAAAUGCCAAAAUGCUCUCCAACAAGUUGUAGCUAGACACGGACGACCAGUAGUAAUUUGUUGUAAAGGAGAUACUGCCACGGCUAAAGAAGCCUUUAAAGCUAUUGAAAUACCAGAAACAAUCGACUGUUUACAAGGAAUUUUAUCAAUUAUUCCCCUACAAUUGCUAGCUUUUCAUGUUGCUACUUUAAGAGGAUUCGACGUGGAUUUUCCUAGGAAUUUGGCAAAGUCUGUCACGGUUGAAUAA
This is a messenger RNA of Trichoplax adhaerens, 2031 nucleotides long. RefSeq lists its product as uncharacterized. Bases 1 to 2031 code for a protein of 676 amino acids. Gene Ontology annotation, molecular function: L-glutamine:D-fructose-6-phosphate transaminase (isomerizing) activity; carbohydrate derivative binding. Gene Ontology annotation, biological process: protein N-linked glycosylation; fructose 6-phosphate metabolic process; carbohydrate derivative biosynthetic process. The record is from RefSeq and is a predicted model, not a curated record. NCBI's taxonomy places the organism in Eukaryota, Metazoa, Placozoa, Uniplacotomia, Trichoplacea, Trichoplacidae. The transcript is spliced from 24 exons.